This is a messenger RNA of Phyllopteryx taeniolatus (common seadragon), 8438 nucleotides long. RefSeq names its product cut-like homeobox 2b (gene cux2b). The record is from RefSeq and is a predicted model, not a curated record. The transcript is spliced from 22 exons. Gene Ontology annotation, molecular function: DNA-binding transcription factor activity, RNA polymerase II-specific; DNA binding. NCBI's taxonomy places the organism in Eukaryota, Metazoa, Chordata, Actinopteri, Syngnathiformes, Syngnathidae. Gene Ontology annotation, biological process: regulation of DNA-templated transcription. The coding region runs from base 351 to 4943 and encodes 1530 amino acids.
CUCCCUUUUCAGACGCCAUUGAUUAGCCACGGGCUUUACGUCAGUAUUGAUAACUUUGCCAAAGCAAAAUUAAGUGUAAUUGUCUAGUUAAUGUUGUGCACGGAGGCUCGGACACUGUGGGACGGCGUUUACUUUUUAAGUGGUGUCGCCAAAACCUACUUUCCCCCCUAUUUCGUACUUCUUGAAAACAUUCGAGUCAGACGUGAUGUCAAACAUAUCCUCGAAGUCGCGUUGUAAGUGUGUUUUGGUCAAAGUGGCACCGGUGACCAUAAAGGCGAUUUAACUAGGGGGAAUCCAGCCCACAUAUUUAUUGCAGCCACUGAAAAAAAAUCUCCUCAAUAUCCCCCAAGAUGGCCGCCGAUGUAGGAUCGAUGUUUCAAUAUUGGAAGAAAUUUGAUCUACGGCGGCUUCAGAGGGAGCUAAACUCUGUAGCAUCUGAACUGGCGGGUCGACAAGAGGAGAGUGAACACUCUCAUAAGCAUCUGCUAGAACUGAGCAGGGAGUUCAGGAGAAAUGUACCUGAGGAAGUCCGGGAGAUGGUGGCACCAGUUCUCAAGAGUUUCCAAGCCCAGGUGGUCGCUCUGAACAAGCGGAGUAAAGAGGCUGAGUCUGCAUUCCUUGGAAUCUACAAACAGCUUAUUGAGGCCCCAGAUCCAGGUCCUGUACUGGAGGCCUCUCACACCCUGGAGGAGAGGCUGCAGCAGCUUCAGACUUCAGCUCCCGACAGUGGGACCCUGGUACGGGAGAUUAGCGGGCACUGGAAGAAACACUUGGAGUGCCUUGAAAAGACAGAACCCACAGACAACGGUUUUGCAGACAUAGCAGAGACUGGAGACCCCUUUGAGUCGACCUCCCCAGUCCCCAAUAUGACCCCCAAUAGCACGCCAGCUCCAGGAGCGCCAGGCUCUCCACAGGAUCUCUACCAGGACCAACAUGAGGGACAAGGGGAGGAGGAGAAUGCCGGUGUUAGUUUGGCAGACAAACUGUCAGAGGCAGAGGAGAAAAUCAAGGUUCUGCAUUCAUCUUUGGAUACUUCACAGACUGAGCUGCUCGACCUGCGGUGUAAAUAUAGCCAAGAGAUGACAAACAAGGUAGAAGAAGUCAGCAUCAUCAUGGUCAAACUUGAGAAGGCAAACCAGAGAGCAGAAAUGGCCCAGGAAGAAGUGCAGAGGCUAAAGGAGCAGCUAGUCAGUGGGCCAAGUGCUUCUGAAGGGAGCUGUCAACUAGUACAGGGUACUAGUAAGGAGAAAAAUGAAAAGGCUGAGGCGUUGUCUUCCAAACUGGAGGCCACUCUGCUCGCGAAAGACCGUGAAAUCAUCCGUCUUCUUGAAAAUAUUCAGCAGCUUCAGUUCACUCUACAGGAGGUUCAAGAGACCUCAGCCAAUCAGAUCAUAGAGCUAGAACGACAGUUGGCCUACAAGACAGAAGCUAUUGAGAGAUUAGAAACUAAACUGAAAUCCCAAAUGGAUUAUGAAGAGAUUAAAACUGAACUCAGUAUUUUAAAGGAAAUGAAGCUGGCCUCUGCAAAUGGCAGCUCAUCCCAGGAUUCUGCUAAGGCCACAGAGAUGCUACUGCGGGAUAAAGAGGCUUUUCUUCCAUCUCAAAAAUACCUGAUGGAAAAGGCCAGAAUAUUGCACAACACUGAUGACGACCAGUCGGAGGAUGGAGGCCGAGCCACGGGCAGGCCACCUGGCUCCAACUCAUCGUCCUCUCAGGUGGAUGCUGGUCACGCCUCCCCCAGUCCAGGUCCUCCCACACUGAAUGGCUCGUCCUCCAACCAUCAUCCCCCCCGUCCCUUCUCUGUGUCACCGUGUUCUGGUGACAGACUAUCAGGGGACCACCUCCUCCACAAGCAUCUUCUCUCCCCACACUUUAAAAAGGAGGGUCAUAUGGCUUUUCCCACUGCACUCUACGCAGCCAAGGUCGCUCUCAUGUCAGCCACUCAAGGGUCAGGCAGUAGUGACACAGGCUUGCCCAGUGACCAAUCUGAAAGCGGUGGCUCGACUGCAGGGGAUGAUGAUCAAGUCGACACAGCAGAGAUCGCGUUCCAGGUGAAGGAACAGCUGCUGAAACAUAACAUUGGCCAGCGUGUGUUUGGCCACUAUGUGCUUGGCCUCUCCCAAGGCUCAGUCAGUGAGAUCCUGGCCAGGCCCAAACCCUGGAGGAAGUUGACUGUGAAAGGCAAAGAGCCCUUCCUUAAAAUGAAGCAGUUCCUCUCUGAUGACCAGAACAUCCUGGCACUUAGGACUAUCCAGGUCCGUCAAAGAGGGAGCAUCACUCCACGCAUCCGAACUCCAGAAACUGGGUCAGAUGACGCCAUUAGGAAUAUCCUGGAGCAGGCCAAGAAGGAGAUCCAGUCCCAGAGGGGAGGGGAUUGCAAGACACCCGUAAACACCAUCUUGGGCAGAAGCAGUAACGGGGCAGGCAGCAGCUCUGACGAAACCAUUAAGAACAUCCUACAACGGGCCAGGAGGGAGAUGGAGUCCCAGCAACAGGUCUUGAUUGAUAUGGAAGGCUGUGGAAGAGCCUCAACAGUUGCCACGGGAGCCCAAGUAGAACAUCUGGGACCUCAUGAGCGCUCCAGCAGCCUGCCUUUGCCCAUCUCCAUUAAACAAGAGGAGGGGGAUUGUGUUACAGUUUGCAUGGCCAAUUCUAUCAGCAGUCCCCAGACACCGCUUAGCGUUCUUUCUCCAGCUGCCUUUGUUCAGAACAUCAUCCGCAAAGUAAAAUCAGAGAUCGGAGAGGUUGGCACUUACUUCGACCACCACUGGUCUCAGGAGCGGGGGUCGUUGGUACUUAGCGGCGUGGGUAGCUCCCAGCCCUAUAAUUCCAUUUCUCCCUCCGUGUCUUCCUCCUCCUCCGGUCCCUCUGUAUUGACCCGGCCCUGGCCCCGCCUGGAGAACGGUGAGUGUCUCAGUGAAGAGGCCUCUGCUGCUGAAGAAGAUCUGGGGCUGGGCCGGCCAAUGGAGGUGAAAGUGGAGUCAGACGCCUCGGUCAGUGGGGAGUCCCCGGGCCCUAGUCCCAGCCGCCUUUCUUACUAUCCGGCGUACAUUCACCGAGCUCUUAAACCCACUGUCCCACCACUGACUCCAGAGCAGUACGAGUUGUACAUGUACCGAGAGGUGGAUACAAUUGAGUUGACCAGACAGGUGAAGGAGAAGCUGGCAAAGAAUGGCAUCUGCCAGAGGAUCUUUGGUGAAAAGGUUCUUGGGCUUUCUCAGGGGAGUGUGAGCGACAUGCUGUCCCGGCCCAAACCCUGGAGCAAGCUGACCCAGAAAGGCAGGGAACCCUUCAUCCGCAUGCAGCUCUGGUUACUUGACCAACUAGGCCAGACCCUCAACCAGGCCCCACACCAGGGUCAGGAUAAAAGUCCAGUCACCACGCAGUCAUCACCGUCCCCACCCCUGAGUCCAGUGGAGGGUCAGCAGAGUCCCUUGGUUGAACCAAUGGGCCUCUCCCUGGAGAGCAGCAAAGAGAAUCAGCAGCCUGAAUGCCUGGUGCUGGGGCUCCCUCCCCAGCCCGAGGGAGGGAAGUCCACAAACAGCCCCAUGGCCCUACAUCACCCUGCUAACCCGCUUGGCAUCCAGGAGCUGGUAGCCAUGUCCUCUGAGCUGGACACCUAUGUCAUCACGAAAAAAGUCAAAGAGGUGUUAACAGACAAUAACUUAGGCCAACGUCUUUUUGGGGAGACAAUUCUGGGUCUGACUCAAGGCUCUGUGUCCGACCUGCUGUCCCGGCCCAAACCCUGGCACAAACUUAGCCUCAAAGGCAGGGAGCCAUUUGCGCGCAUGCAGUUGUGGCUCAAUGAUCCUCACAAUGUGGAAAAGUUGAGAGCGAUGAAGAAGAUGGAGAAGAAAGCUUACCUGAAGAGGCGUUAUGGGCUACUGAGCACAGGCUCUGACAGUGACUCGCCCAGUACUCGCUCUGAGUGUGUGAGUCCAGCCUUAGUCUCGCUGGACCUGUGCUCCUACGGCCAGGUGAAAAAGCCUCGAGUGGUGCUGGGAGCAGAGGAGAAAGAAGCGCUGAGGAAGGUCUACCUCUUGGAGCCAUACCCCUCUCAGAGUACAAUUGAGAUGCUAGCUGCCCAGCUCCAUCUCAAAACCAACACUGUUAUCAACUGGUUCCACAACUACAGGUCCAGGAUGAGACGGGAAGUGCUGAUGGAGGGUCUGCCAGACAACGACACCGAUGCUGAGCACCACAGCUACUCGCCUUCAUUUACAAGGAGCCCCCACUCUGACGGCGAGGAGAGGAGGCCGCACCAGCCCUUGCGACGCAACCACUCCAGCCUUCCUCUCAGCAACGCUGCACUACCUUAUGUCAAACAGGAGGCAGGGGACGGAGAGAACGUGAGGGAGGUGGGGGGAGAGGGCCCCAUGAGACCGACGAGAGAUCAGUGUUUUUCCACUGCUGUGCAAUUCCCACAAUUUAAAAAUGAGCACGAGGACCCGACCAUUGGCUAUUGUGAGCCCCUCUUGGCUGGCCAGAGCGUCGGGCAUGAAGAGGGGAUGAGUAGUCAGACUGCUCUGUACACUAGCACCACCUCUAUAGAUGCCCCCCAGAGAGUGAAUCAGUCCAGGCAUGAGGGAGAAGAGUGUGGAAAGUCGACGAUUGACCCGGUCAGCUUCAAGGCCUCGUCAGAAGCCUGCCGCAGCAGCUUGGAGGUCUCCCUAAACUCCCCCUCUGCUGCAUCUUCACCUGGUCUCAUGAUGUCGGUCUCUCCUGUGCCCUCAUCCUCUGCUCCAAUAUCCCCCUCACUGCCGAACCCGCCCUCAACAAGCACCAAUCACAGCCUGGACCCAAACGCGCCCCCUCCUUUCCAAAGCCCAAAGCUCAACAGAAGCUCUCAGAGACGCAAUGAGAAAAUGGCAAACCUCAAUAAUAUCAUCCACAGGUUAGAGAGAGCUGCCAAUCGAGAGGAAACAUUGGAAUGGGAGUUUUAGGUCUCUGUUUACUUGUUUAGUACUGUUGAGCUUGCAGCAGCAUAGCAAAUAAGAGCUUCCUGAAGACUUGGAAUGGAGCUUGGCUCCUGAAAGGCAUGCCCUCCCAAAGUGAAAACUUGUUGAAAAUGGGAACACAGAACAAACAUAAUGCUAAAUUCCCCAUAAGAACUUAAAGCUGGGGUUACAAAGUUUAUAAAUGUUUAUUUGUUUCCGUCUUUUUUAAUGCGUCCUACUUUGAGCUAUGAAUGACAGCAAGCUGUCCUUUUACCUACUGGACUUGACAUGGAGACUUUUGCAGCUAUAGUGUCGUAAAGUUGUACACUGAAAUCAUGUAGAUUGCCACUGGGUGAGAUUAAAAAGACCCUUGUCUUAAAGCCAUUAAAAGCACUAUAACUAUUUGAAAAGAGACAUUGACCAAAUUUGCUACUUUUUGAUUAGCAAUUUUUCAGAUUUUGUCUUUAAGACUGGACUGAUAAAUCAAGUCACGUAAUCCUUUCACUGACUGAGAAAUAGUCCCUUAAGACUCUAAAUAUUCAACAUCUUGUAAUGAAUCCCUUGGUGAUGUUUUAAACUAUUUGUAACUCAUGUAUAAAAUGUGGUUGUACAUGUUGUAGAAUUGUCUGCAAUAGCCUUCUCGAAACCUGAUGUAGCAUGGUACUCACUUGACCCCGUUAUCCUCUGUAGUUAGUCUCCUGUGCUUAUACUUGAGUGAAAACGAGAGAAAAAAUGUUGAAAACCUCACAAAAAGGAAAUGACAAAUAUAAUGGGUGGAAUACUUUUCACAAUUUUGUUUUCCCUCUUUCUUCAAACAAUUGAUGAGAUUUACUGUCGAGGACCAUCGUGUUUAUGGCAGCCAGUAUAGAAAACACUACACACAAGCACAGCUUACACAAUUUCUUCUUUCACACUUACCUCUCUGUCCCUCUAAGACACCUUUUCUCAGACUGAGAGUGACCAAGACACACUGGACGAGGUUGACCUCAAAUGAUCUACAUGCACACCAUGCUAGGAAGGACCGUGUGCUUAAUUGUUAUACGAUGUGUGUUAGAAAUGUUCCAGAACUGGUUCUCACAAAAAGACUAUUUGACACCCAAACUACAGACCCUGUGUUUUCCCCUUCAUUGUGAGCCAUAUGAGCAACCAGCACGUCUACAACGAGAUUGGCGUUGUUCAGUGCGCGAGAAGAGGCGAGUGUUGUGGCAGGACAAAAUGUGGUUGCCUUACAAUGACAACGUGCCUGCUCACAAUGCCCUGAACAUCUGAUAGUUCCUGGCUGAGAUGAACAUUGCUGUGCUGGAGCAACCUCCCGACUCACCCAACUCGGCUCUGUGUGAUUGCGCCCCCCCGUUCCCAAACUCAAGGGGGUCAUCAAAGGGACCUGUUGUAAAGAUGUAGAUGACAUAAAAAUGUAAUAAUCCUUUCAGAAGUCCGUGAAGGUGUGGCAAAGAAGGCUGGGAAAGUGUGUUCGACUCCAGGCGGGCUUACUUCAAAUGGGAAAACAUGUAGUUUGGAUUUGAACUAGAUCUUCUGUGACACCAGUUCUGGAACUUUUCAGACACACCUUGUACAUAAACAUGACUUGUGCUUGUAUGAAUAAAUGGAGGGGAACAAAUCAUUUGACAUUUGUGCAUUCGAUAUGCAAACGAGUGUCAAGUUGUUGUUUUGUUUUUAUAAAGGGAGCUAAUUUGCUUGUAGGUGGUCCUCCUCAUAGCUAACACCUGACUGAGUGCACUUUCUCAAAAUGGAUCUUGUACUGUAGCUAGAAUAAUAAUGUAUACUUGAUGAAACACCUCAACCUCUAAAACAUUGACAUUGUGAUUAACGCAUGUUAUGACACUACAGAGAGCAUGAUCAUUUCAGUAUGACCUCAUCAACAUGGGAAAAAAAAAACCAUUUUAUCCUGGGAUGCACACGGUCAGUUAUCCCCCGUGUUAUAUUUGACCAGUUGUGUUUUAUGUCAAUUUUUUUGUCAUGCUUGCAAACUGUCCUUUUAUAUAUUUUGAUUCCACUUUAUAUUCUAAACCAUAAUUAGAUAUCCAUUACCUUGUGUAUGAACUACUUACAGCACUUAGAUUUUGAUAAUUGUGACGACUCAAGAAAAUGUCAAAUAACAUUAUCCUUAGUGUCCACAAGUCUUUGCCUCGACUGUAUCGUUGAAGUUGGUAGUAAACACUUGCACGUCUUCAUAGAUCAGAAGACUUGUAUUAUGUAGAGAACUAUAUUACACAAUUACUUCAAAUAACAUUCUAAAUUCUUGGAACAAAGUGUGCUGAUUCUAAUGAAAUAGUGUACAGAUUUAAUAAACUAAACCCAUCCAUGCCAGUGCUGGUCUAACAAGCUUGCCCAUUUUUAAGACAUUCUCUCAGGGUAGUCUUUCCUCAAACAGUUGUACUCCUCUGUGGCAGUAAUUACGACAAACAAAUAUGUGUUUUUGGGAAUAACUCAGAUAUAAUCUGACCUGUUGAAGUUGUAAGAAUAUGGGAAUGGCAACUUUCUCAGGAAGCAGUUCUGUUCAUCGGUGUCAAACAUCAUAGAUUGAAGCUAUCGGUGUGAAGCAAAUGGGUUGUUUUUGAAAACGGUAGACUCUGCUUUCUAUAUUGUUUUUUUUUUGAGGCAAUGAAAGUUUUUUUUCUGUUCUUCAUACCACCAUUUUGUGCAUAAAAAAUGUAUAAUUACAAGUUACUCUUUGAGGAAUUUUCGUGGUGACUCAUGGAUUAGUGGCAGAAAAAGAAAUGUAUUUAACAAGGCUGUUGUUCUCAUGGAAAUCUCAUUUUGCAUGCAAAUAAUUCAUUUAGAUCACAUGACAAGGGGUAGACUGUGUUUUUGUGUUGUUCUUGCACAGCAACAUUUUAUCAGUCCUUUUACUAUCGUGAAGUCCAUGCAUGGUGCGGCUGAUACAUUUGGCUCACAAUUUAAUCAUGAAUCCACUCUAACAAGCCAUUAGCAACCUAGUUAACAUUGCUGUCAUAUAAAUAUUUAAAUAGUUUUUGUGACAUAUCAUAUGCCCCAUGCAUUAUCCUCAAAGGAGUAUGCCUUGUAAUAAGGCGUGAUUAAAGAACAUUUGGGCUUCCAACCAUGUUAUUUACAAAAGCAAAGCUUUUUGUGAAACAAAUCGUUCUCGUGUUUUUUUUUUUUUUUUUUUUUUUAAGUAUAGCUGACACUCACAAAAAAAGAUAAUUGGUCCUAAAAAAUGUAACGAUUUCACUCAGCUGUGAAUAUGGAGAUGGGAAUGACAAGACACUGAAGGUUUGUUGCAAAAUCCCUUGAAAGUCAACUAUGAGUCAAGAAGAACUCACGCCAUGCUAUUUAUUAAAUGUUAAAGAGUGGAGGACAUACCGUCUUGCAAAUGAAGUUGUAAGCCAUCAUUCAAUACAUAAUUGUUUUAAGACAUUGCUGUGUUGUGUUUUUAUUUCUGUUAAGAAAACAAUCAGACACCCAUCUCAUUUGAAAUCGGCACACAUUCUAUCUCCGUAAUGAAAGUAUAUGUUCAACUUU